This is a messenger RNA of Stomoxys calcitrans (stable fly), 2089 nucleotides long. RefSeq lists its product as uncharacterized. Bases 86 to 742 code for a protein of 218 amino acids. The transcript is spliced from 2 exons. The record is from RefSeq and is a predicted model, not a curated record. NCBI's taxonomy places the organism in Eukaryota, Metazoa, Arthropoda, Insecta, Diptera, Muscidae.
UGUGAUAGGGUACACGAUUUAAAUGAAAAUAAGAGUUUUUGUAUAUAUAUACUUAAAUUUAUAUUGAAAAAUUUUAGUUAGCAAUAUGCGUUUAAUAGAACAAACUACACAGAUUGCUGUGAAAAACAUUGAUAAUGUCUGUUCACAGAAAAAAAGGAUUGUGCAUAGUACUUUAUUACCAAAUUCUAUACGCGCCCUUAUAGUAGGUCCAUCAAAUUGUGGUAAAACAAAUGUUAUGAUUAGUCUCAUAGAAAGCCCUAAUGGUCUCAAAUUCAGGAAUAUAUAUAUAUAUUCUAAAUCUUUAUAUCAACCAAAAUAUCAAUAUUUAAAAAAAUUGAUUACUCCAAUCAAAGGAAUAAACCUAUUCACAUUCUCUGAAAAUGAAAAAGUUAUAAGUCCAGCCAAAGCAAAUAUGCAUUCUAUAAUGGUAUUUGAUGAUGUAAUUUGCGAUAAACAAAAUACUAUAAGGGAUUAUUUUUGUAUGGGAAGACAUAAACACAUUGAUUGUUUUUAUUUAUGUCAAACAUAUACAAGGAUUCCUAAACACUUAAUACGUGAUAAUGCAAACAUGAUUAUCAUAUUUAAGCAAGAUGAAAUGAAUAUUAAACAUAUAUAUAAUGAUCAUGUCUUGGGUGACAUGACAUUUAAAGAUUUUUUAAAGCUUUGUAGUGAAUGUUGGAAAGAUAAAUAUGGAUUUCUUAUUGUGAGCAAGGAUGAUCCCAUUGAUAAAGAUAUAAUGUAGAUUAUAAACAGAAUAGAGAGCAGAUUGGUGACAGAAAGAAAGCAGAUCGGCAGCAGAUAUAAAGCAGAUCGGUAGCUGAUAUAAAGCAGAUCUGUAGCAGAUGUAAAGCAGAUCGGAAGCAGAUUGAUACAUAACCAAAAAAAAUAAAAAUAAAUUAUCCAAUCAUGAAGAGACACAAUUUGUUGAAGGAAAUUGUAAAAACACGAGCAGUAUUGAAAGAAAAGUUAAAAAGCAUUAAACUUGAUCAAAUAGAUAGGAAUAAUCUAUUAGAAGAUACAUUUCAACCAAUAACAAAACCUUUGAAGGAUAUUAUAGGAAAACUAGAUGAGAACAAAAAAGAAAGUAAUCAGUGUUCUAAUAAAUAUAAUGAUAAAAAUAUUUAUGAUUAUAAUAAACAAUCAUUGUAAUUUUAACAACCGAUGAGUAAAAAUGUCUAAAAACAAUUUCAUAAUUAUAGAUGUUCAAGGUUUUUUCUUAAAUAAUAAAUUUAUUGCGAAGGAAAUUUGUAUUUUUGAACAUAAUCAGACAAUUAAAAAGUUUAUUAUAUACCCCCCUUGCAAAUUUUCUUCCUUAUCAUUAAAGGAAAAGAUUACAAAUAACUGGCUUACAAAACAUUUUCAUGGGUUGAGAUGGAAUGAUGGUAACAUAAUUUUUAAAGAAUUUAACGAUUAUUUAAAUAAAUUUAUAAAAAAACAAGAAAAUCUAACAAUAUUUGUGAAAGGAUGUGAAAAACAAAAAUGGAUAAAGCAAUUAAUAGAAGAAGAUAUAAAUAUAAUAAAUUUAGAUGAUGCUAACUGUUCAAACAUAUGUAAUCUUUAUAAAAAUAAUUUGCAUAUGAAAAUUUGUAGUUAUCAUAAACAACACCCUAAUUAUAGAUGUGCUGAAAAAAAUGUUAUUUUAUUAAGUCAAUUUAUUAAUGUUUUUUUAAAAUAAAGCAAAUAAAAUAAAAACAUAUCGUUUUUUCUUUAUUUAGGAUAUAUAAGGCUAUGUAAUGUAAGUAUACAUUAGUUCCUUUUUUCAUUUUGUUGGGGUAACUUCUCAAAGAAAAUGAUAUUAUCAACGAAUAUAAAAUAUCUAUUAAAAGAAUACAACUCCUACAUUGAUAAGGAACAUAAACAAUUUUUUGAAGAGAUGAUUGAAGAAUUAAGGAUAUAUAAAAAUGUAUAUACUUCAUUUAUACAAACAACACAUGGAAUUCAUACAUGGGACUGCAAGCUGAACUCGAUAGAAAAUAUAAAUAUUUGUAGUUGUAUAAUUAAAUAUAAUCGUUACAUCCUAUUACAAAAACUCUACAAUUUAUACUAUCGCAUUCUUUGCAAUAAAAGUGUAAUCAAUUCUUAACUUCAA